AUGAAUUCUGCUCAUAUUGUUGAUAGUCCAACAUUACUCACCGAAUGCUUGUUAACAUGUAAUGGAUCCAACAUGUGUAUACCAUGGCCAAUUUUAGAACCAAUAAAAAUUUCAGACGAAAAAGAUAAUAAUUUUGGAUUGAUGUAUGGAAUAAAAGAUGAAAAUAUCCGUCGAAAUUUAGGUUAUAGUAUUGGAGAACAUAAAUCAUUGAAUCGAAAAAAACGAGCAUUUCGAAAAAUAUUCAAACAACAAUACAAACAAAAUAAUCUUUUAGAUGAAGAAGUCGAAUUCGAUAGUAUUCGACAAGGGAAGGCAAGUUCUACUGACAAUCGAAUGUCAAUAGUACAACAAAUAUCAAUUACUUCUCCUAAAGAGAAUCUUAAAAUUACUGAACAAAAAAGUAGUUUAUUUGCGAAUCUGUUUAAACAGACUACACUAUCAUCUCUGCCAUUUAAUACAGAUUCCAAUGAUAAAAGUGAAAGAAUAUCAAUAAACUCUAAAAUAUCUCAAGAUAAAAAUGCUACUACAAGUAGACUUAGUAGUAGUCGUACCAUAUCAAAACAGCCAUCAAUUGUCAAUUCAAAACGAUCAUCAACACUCUCGAAUGGUAAUUCCAAUAUUGAUCAACCUAGUCGACUUCGUUCUAUACAUGGUAAGUGUGUUCUGUCAUUAAUAGACUUGCAUAUUAUAUUAAUUGAUAAAUCUGCUGUAAUUGAUCAAUUAAUAGUAUUGGAUGGUAGUAGACGCAUGACAACUCGUAAAUCAUCUUCUCAUAUCGAAGAAUUACCUGUAACAUCGAUGGCAGAUCAUUAUGUACCAAAACAUACACCUUCUCGUGUGACUCUUCAAAAACAACAACAAUUAAACAACUAUAUAGAAAACAGUGACAAAAGCGCACUACUAUCACCUCAAUCUUCUGAAACUUAUGGAUAUCGAACUUUAUCGAAUAGAAGGCCACAUAAAAAUAGUCAAAGUUUAUCAUCGGUACUCAAGAAAUCAAUAAAUACUAAACAAUCACGUGGAUCAAUUCAAUCUCGUAAAAAUCCAUCUGCAAAUGAUGUUAGAGACAAUAAGAGUACAUUAAGUGUUAGACAAAGUAAUGAUAAACAACGUUUAAGAACAUAUACCAGUCAAACUCCGAUCUCAUAUCAAACACAUGUCGACAGUGAUGAUUCUUCAGUUGCAUUGACAUCUUCUGGUAAAAUUAAGCAUAGUCCAAGUAUAUUUAAUACAAGUUGGGAACAACGUUUAAUGUCCCCUUUAUUGAUGACAUCAGUAUCACGCAGCAAUAGUAUUCAUCUUACACAAAAAAUCACAAGUUCUACUUCAAAUAAACAACUUUCAAUCGAUAAAACUCCAAAUAAUUUCAAUUUUGAUAAUUAUUCUAAAUAUCAAACAUCUCCUUCCAGAAGUUUUCUUAAUCAAAUAAACGGUAAACUUUUGAAAUAA
Molecule: messenger RNA, 1449 nt
Organism: Rotaria sp. Silwood2
Lineage: Eukaryota; Metazoa; Rotifera; Eurotatoria; Philodinida; Philodinidae
Source: the annotation of a GenBank genome assembly